AUGGCCGGCUGGAAGGAGACCCUUCUAGCCGGCGAGGUACUUGUACCUUGUCGACUGGAAGGGUGUCCUUCCAGUCCUUGUACCUCGUCGACCGGAAGGGCUUCCUUCCAGCCAGCGAGGUACUUGUACCUCGUCGACUGGAAGGAGACCCUUCCAGCCGUCGAGCGGGUGCGGAUGCGGAUUCGGAUGCUCAGAUGGCCAGAAAAAGCAGCCGGAUAUCCGGAUGCCAAUCGACCAUCUCUAAUUGUAACCGGCAAGCUUCUCCGACCGGAAACCGAUUACAAAGACAAAGAUUCCAAACCGGUGACUCAAGGAUCUCACCGACUGUACUAUGCCGAGGAAUCCGCCUCCGACUGGGAUGUGUUAUUGGAUAUCGCUAGAGCAACUCUCAAGAUGACUCUGUCGGUCGAUCUAGCGAUGAGGUACAAAGAUACGAAGCCAGUCAGUCUCCUUUUUAAAACCAUAUGUGACGCAUAUGAGAAGAACACCCGAGCGCGCCGAAUGAUGCUUCAAGAUGCAUUCUGGACGGCUUGUCAUGACCCAAGCAACCCCAUCGCCACCUGGAUUGCCCGUGUCAGAAACUUGGCUUCGGAUCUAAAGUCGGUUAGGUUAACCCCCGCAGACCAACAGAUAUGCGAUAGGCUCCUCCGCGGUCUAGACAAAUCGUGGAAACCAAUUCGUGAUCAUCUCGUAUACUCGCCGAACGAGAUAUCACUCGACGAUGCAAUUGGAGCGCUUGAGGCGCACGAGGUCUCUAUGCAGGCGCCGUUUGAUCAACCACAAGACACGUUUGCGGCACUGGCAGUCGCGAGGAAGAAGAAACCGGGAUGCUGGAACUGCGGAGAAUUCGGACAUCACUCCUCCUUGUGUCCCAACCUCUCAGUGAAGAAUAAAUCAAAGGCAAAGUUUGGGACUCGCGCCGGGGCGGCGUCCGCGGUAGCUUUAGGAGGGGGCGGCCCUAGCGAUUAA
Puccinia graminis f. sp. tritici CRL 75-36-700-3 is the source of this 969-nucleotide messenger RNA. RefSeq lists its product as uncharacterized. The transcript is spliced from 2 exons. Lineage: Eukaryota; Fungi; Basidiomycota; Pucciniomycetes; Pucciniales; Pucciniaceae. Gene Ontology annotation, molecular function: zinc ion binding; nucleic acid binding. The record is from RefSeq and is a predicted model, not a curated record. Bases 1 to 969 code for a protein of 322 amino acids.